Molecule: messenger RNA, 3516 nt
Organism: Salvelinus sp. IW2-2015
Lineage: Eukaryota; Metazoa; Chordata; Actinopteri; Salmoniformes; Salmonidae
Product: GPI ethanolamine phosphate transferase 2-like
Biological process (GO): GPI anchor biosynthetic process
Cellular component (GO): endoplasmic reticulum membrane
Source: RefSeq, a predicted model, not a curated record
CAACACGGACAUGAGUCAAAACACCAGUUGAUAGCUUCAGCUCCUGAAAUAAUUUUUCAACUGGUGUAAACACAUGUUUUGCAGUGGUGAUGAAUAUGCCACAAAAUGUUUUGUUUGUUAUUGUAAAGAAAACAUUAUUUUGCAAAAUUGGGCCGAGUUAGCGAACUAGUCGGUGGGAGAGCCAUUCAUUACAGCAAGCAAGCAAGCUCUAGCUAGCUAACGUUAUCUAUCAGUGUAGCUAGUGCAAGAGUCAGAGGCUUAAUUCAAACGCUGUUGUCAAGAAAACGUGUAUCCUUUCAUAUCAUAGCAGUCAGCUAGCAAGCCAGCCAGUCAGCAAAAUGAGGAUACGGUCGUCUGUUUUUGCCUGUUUUUGUCUCAUACUGGAGGUAUUAGGCAUUGCCUUGUUUCUUAGGGGAUUUUUCCCAGUCCCUAUCAAAUCUUCUUUUUCAUCGAAGAGCAAGUUGUCAGAUGUUCCGCCUGAACCAUUUACCGGGAGAUCCCUCAACUCUUCCAAAGUCCCGGACGCCCUUUUCAAGAGAGUAGUGAUAGUGUUGAUCGAUGCUCUCAGGGAGGACUUUGUGUUUGGUCCAAAUGGGAGAAAAUACAUGCCUUACAUCAGGCACUUGGUGGAGAGGGGCUCCACACACAGCUUUGUGGCCAAGGCAAGACCUCCUACAGUUACAAUGCCCAGAAUCAAGGCCCUGACCACAGGUAGUAUCCCGGGCUUCAUCGACGUGGUGAUGAACCUGAACUCCCCAGCGCUGCUGGAGGACAACCUCAUCUGGCAGGCCAAGGCAGCGGGCAAGCGGAUGGUGUUCUACGGCGACGACACCUGGGUGAAGCUCUUCCCCAAGCACUUCAUGGAGUACGAUGGCACGACCUCUUUCUUCGUGUCCGACUACACCGAGGUUGACAACAAUGUGACGCGUCACCUGGAUAGCACGCUGAAGAGAGACGACUGGGACAUUCUGAUCUUGCACUACCUGGGCCUGGACCACAUCGGCCACAUCAGUGGACCCCACAGCUCCCUCAUCCAGCCCAAACUAAUGGAGAUGGACGACAUCCUCAAGAAGAUUCAUGGCUCCCUCAUCUUAAAGGAGGCAGAGGGGGCGCUGCCCUACCUGCUGGUGCUGUGUGGGGACCACGGGAUGUCCGAGACGGGCAGCCACGGGGGCUCGUCUGAGCAUGAGGUCAACACCCCCCUGGUGCUCAUCAGCCCCGCCUUCAAGAAGAAAGUAGGGAUGGAGAAACCGUCAACAGUAGAGCAGGUGGACCUGACCCCGACACUGGCUCUUGGUCUGGGCCUACCCAUCUCCCAGAACAGCGUGGGCCGACUCAUCCAGCCCGUGGUUGAGGAGGCCUCGCUCAGGGACCAGCUGCGCUUCCUGCACCUCAACGGUCACCAGCUGAGCUACCUGCUGAAGGACAGCAUGCCAGCCUAUGAGAAAGAGGAGGGCUAUGAGCAGUUCCGUGUGGCAGAGAAGUCCCAUGGUAACUGGGUGAAGCUGGUGGUGGAGGGCAACACGUCAGAGGUGCUGACCAACAUGGGGAAGAAGGUGUUCAAGCAGUACCUGGAGGCCCUCAGGGCCAUGAGCGAAGCCCUCAGCAAGCAGCUGGGCAAAUAUGACAUGUAUUCCAUGGUGGUGGGCAUGGUCCUCGUCUUCCAGCUCCUUCUCCUCCUGCUGCUGGCCAUGCCCGAGGCACUGAGCAGUGCCUCAGAGGUGGAUCUCCCUGUGUCCUCUGCUCUGCUCUCGCUGCCCUUCUACCUGCUGUGCCUGCUCCUCUCCUCCGUGCACGUGCUGGUGUGCACGUCGGCCGAGAGCUCCUGUUACUUCUGCAGCCUCUCCUGGGGACUGGUGUUCGGGGCAGUGGCCCUUUCCUCAGCCCUGCUCUGCAUCCUGGUAUCCAUGGCAGCCAGGAGGGGAGCAAUGCCCCCUGGGAAGUCUCCAUCCCAUGGUGGUGUCAGUGGUGGGUGGUCUCUGUCGGAGCUGGACAUUCUGCUCCUGGCGGGCACGGCUGGCCACACCCUCAGCCUGUCGGCCAGCAGCUUCGUGGAGGAGGAGCACCAGGUCUGGUACUUCCUGCUUAACACCCUCUGCCUGGUCGUCUUCCAAGACGUCUGUCGCAAGUACUUCCGGGAGCGCCGUGCCAACAUUGGGAGCUUGGAGGACGAAGACUACCUCCUCCCCUCCAAUGAGGGGGACGCGGUUGCCUCACCGUUAGCUGAUCUGGGGGUGACGGAUGCAGGUUCGGAGAAGUGGCUUGCCCUGGCGACCCCACCGCUCACCCUGGCGUGUUGUCGUCUGCUGCGCUCGCUCAACCAGACCGGGGUACAGUGGGCUUACCUGCCUGACCUGGGACACUGGCUCAACAGCUUGGAACACAAGAUGGUGCUGUCCUUGUUCGCCGCCUUGUCAUUGGCUCUGAUCUACUUCCUGGUCCAGCGGAGAUGUUCCUGGGUGUCCAAGAUUGCCCUGGCCCUUGGCCUUCUGGGUGUCUACAGCUACCGGGCGGCAGUGGGCAACGUUGUGUUUCCGUGGCAACAUGGCGGUGGUAACAUGUCCAAGGGGACCGUGGAGGCACGCUUUGUGUAUGUCUUCGUCCUGGGCAUCCUCUUCACGGGCUCCAAGGACCUGUUGCGGUCCCAGGUCAUCACAGCCGAUGCCCGGCUGAAGAGCAGGGGCUUAUGGGAAAUCUACAGUGGUGUGGUUCUGUUGGUGGCCCUGUUGUUCCGAGCCCACAACCUGCCGGUGCUGUGCUGCUGCUUGCUGGUCCAGACUUUGAUGGCCCAGUUCAUCUGGAAGAAGCUCCACUACGACGCUGCCCAGACUACCAUCAUGCACUACUGGUUUGGACAGGCCUUCUUCUACUUCCAGGGGAACUCCAACAGCAUUGCCACGGUUGACAUCUCGGUGGGCUUCGUGGGACUAGAGAGCUACGUAGAGGCCCCGGCUUUCUUCCUCACCGCCCUCAGCACGUAUGCCGGGCCCCUGCUCUGGGCUGCCCACCUGGUUUGCUACCUCAGCUCAGAGAAGAGGAGCUCAGUGGCGGUCGGCCAUGGAUGCUACUGCUUGGCCCUUUUGCGGUCCGUGCCGGCGGCGGCCUACGUGGUGUUGGUCACAGCCCUGCGCUACCACCUCUUCAUCUGGAGCGUCUUCUCACCCAAGCUGCUGUAUGAGUCCAUGCACACACUGCUCACCGCUGCAAUUUGCCUCUUCUUCACCACCAUGGAGCAGAGCCGCAGCUCCAGCAGGCCCUAGGGAGCCCACCGCUCAGAGGGCUCUCAACUUUCAGGAAGGGGUUAAGGAGAAGGGCCAAAGGGAAAAGACUCAUGUGUAAUGGUGGUCCUGAUACUGUCCUAGUUGACUUCUGGAUACCCCACUCCUACACUCUGAAGGAGAAGGUGUGAAUGUACCUGCACUGGACUUCUAGGACUGCAGCAUUCAUUUGGGUGGCAGGUAGCCUAGUGGUUAAGAGCGUUGGACAAGUAACCGAAAGGUUGCUGGUUUGAAUCCC